Molecule: messenger RNA, 2117 nt
Organism: Symphalangus syndactylus (siamang)
Lineage: Eukaryota; Metazoa; Chordata; Mammalia; Primates; Hylobatidae
Gene: PDAP1
Product: PDGFA associated protein 1
Source: RefSeq, a predicted model, not a curated record
CCUUGCGGCCACUGCGGCCACUGAGGUGGUGGCGGCGGCUGGCCCGGGCGGAAGAAGUAGAGCCCAAGGUAUUUCCGGUUCCUGUGUCAGUUCGAGGCGCCGCCGCCGCCGCAGCUGCCGGAGCCGCGAUGCCUAAAGGAGGGAGAAAGGGAGGCCACAAAGGCCGGGCAAGGCAGUAUACGAGCCCUGAGGAGAUCGAUGCGCAGCUGCAGGCUGAGAAGCAAAAGGCCAGGGAAGAAGAGGAGCAAAAAGAAGGUGGAGAUGGGGCUGCAGGUGACCCCAAAAAGGAGAAGAAAUCUCUAGACUCAGAUGAGAGUGAGGAUGAAGAAGAUGACUACCAGCAAAAGCGCAAAGGCGUUGAAGGGCUCAUCGACAUCGAGAACCCCAACCGGGUGGCACAGACAACCAAAAAGGUCACACAACUGGAUCUGGACGGGCCAAAGGAGCUUUCGCGGAGAGAACGAGAAGAGAUUGAGAAGCAGAAGGCAAAAGAGCGUUACAUGAAAAUGCACUUGGCUGGGAAGACAGAGCAAGCCAAGGCUGACCUGGCCCGGCUGGCCAUCAUCCGGAAACAGCGGGAGGAGGCUGCCCGGAAGAAGGAAGAGGAAAGGAAAGGUAAGGGCUGGGCUGUGCACGCAGGGACACGCCCCAACUCUGGUCCUGGGCCAGCCACAAAGCACUGAACUCGUGUCCCUGUCCGUGAGGUGACAAUGAGGUGAGGAGUGACUACUGCCUAGGAGAUCAUUCAGGAGAGGCCCCCCCUCCCUGUGCCUGCCACUCCCCGGGGGACCGGGAGGUUCCAGCGACAUCAUGGGGUCAGAUGUGGGUUAAAGUCUCAGCAGAGCACCGUCCACAGUAGGUGGACAGUCACUCCUGCUUCCAGCAGCGGGAGGUCACAGGAAACCAUGCCCCUAGUACAGACCUUGCCUGAGGCUCACAGUGAUCCCAACUUCCCAUUCAACCCUGCUUCACAAACCCCAACAGGAAAGGACUUCACAUGUAACUGUUGGAAUGUUUAGAUUUUAGACUUCAGAACCCGUGGAGGGAGGUUAGAAUUACAGGGUUCUGCUGGGAGGUGGGGUGAGAAGUUUCCAUUUGCCCACAAGAGUGUGUGUUGGUGGGGCUUUGUGGAGGGAACAGCUUUCUAUAAGGUGGUCUGGCCACUGAAGCGUGUUGGGAAUGUCGGGGGGCCCAGGGUGAUAGUUGCAGCAGAAAUCCUCUCCCACGCCUCAGCUCUUCUCAGGUCUUCUUUGUUGCACAGACUGUUUUCUGCGGCCUUUCAGACCUAAAGUUCUAGGGUUCUGGCGCGUGUGUUGGGAGGGGGUAGGGGGUUGCUUUGUUUUAACCCCUGCCCUUCUCUUCCCACCCCUCAGCAAAAGAUGAUGCCACACUGUCAGGAAAACGAAUGCAGUCACUCUCCCUGAAUAAGUAACCGCUACCCGUGGGAGGAGAUGCCGGGGACCUGGGCCGUGCUGCCAGGACCUCUGCUGUGUCUCACCCACCCUGUGCCCUGGCGCCGCUGCAACAGCCCCUCAUGGCCAGGAGCCCCCCAUGGCCUGGGGCCUUCUCUUCAUCUUGGCACAGAAAUUGUUUGGGGGAUGGGGGGGGGCUGGGGGAGGGGCAGCUGCUAUCUUUGAGACAGAAAGAUGCAGGACAGCAUUUCAUAUGUAACCAUUUGAAUGUUUUUGCUGUUUUUAGAAUUCAGAGCCCUUGCUGGGGGGUGCCUGGGAGAUGGGGUAAGAAGAGCUUUCAUUUGUCUGGUAGAUAGCAUGUAAGGGGGUGGUUGUCCCAGGAGGCAGCUGCUGAGAGGUUUGCUACACCCAGCCCUGGACUGUGUUGCCUGGGUGCUCAUUCAGAGAGGGGCUGUCAUCUGGGAGCCUGUGCCCCUGGGUCCUCGAGGGUCAUGGCUUGUCCCUGGUCAGUCCUGUCUGAUCCAGGCCUCGCCUCUCUGCCCUUCCCUGCCCGGUUCCUACCCACCUGGCUAGGGCCAGUGCCCAUUUUUAACCCUACCCAUUGAUCAUUUCAAGAAACCUCUGUUUACUGUGUGGCACCCAGGCAAAACAUGCUCCACAAAUUCAACUUGUAUAUUUGGCAGAUUAAACUUGACAUUAUCGUAA